CGACGUAGUAGAACAAUAGGUCCGGACUUUGGCUCGUGUGUUGGAGGAAACCGUGAAGACAAAAUAAUUUGAGUCUACAGCGAUCUUGAAAUCUCCGACGCGUCUGCAAAAUCAGAUCCUACGUAAUACUCGGAUUCUCAUUCUCUGCAGUCUAGCAGGGUUGUUCUGCGGAUCAGAUGGCGGAGGGAGGCGUGAAUUCUCGGUAUGUUAAGCUGACGAAGGAUCAAGUUGCGCCGUUGGAGGACAUUCGUCCAGGAGAGCUCAAUCAGCCCAUCGAGUUGGCUGUUCGGAAGUGCAAUGAAUGUGGACAGGCUUUGCCGGAAAACUUUGAGCCGCCUGCAAAUGAGCCUUGGACAACUGGAAUUUUCGGCUGCGCUGAAGACACUGAGAGCUGCUGGAAGGGUUUAUUUUGCCCUUGUGUUCUAUUUGGGCGUAAUAUUGAAAACUUAAGAGAAGACACCCCAUGGACUACACCAUGCAUUUGCCAUGCUGUUUGCGUUGAAGGUGGCAUUGCUCUGGCCGUAGCAACAGCAGUCUUCCAUGGUAUUGACCCAAGGACUUCGUUUCUCUUUUGUGAGGGCUUGUUAUUUGCUUGGUGGAUGUGUGGCAUAUACACUGGUCUUUUUAGGCAAUCCUUACAAAGGAAAUAUCAUCUCAAGAAUUCACCAUGUGAUCCAUGCAUGGUGCACUGCUGCAUGCACUGGUGUGCUCUGUGCCAGGAGCACAGGGAAAUGAAGGGGCGUCUAUCAGAUAAUUUUGCCAUGCCAAUGACCAUUGUCAAUCCUCCACCCAUUCAAGAAAUGAACUCUUCGUCUGAAAACCAGGGUUCUGCUCCGUCCGCUGAACAUGGCACCACUCUGGAGAUGCAGGCUUUGUGAACCACCGCUCAUACUGUCAUACACAAGUAUUAUUUAUGAUAUGUUCUCAUGUUUCCCAUAGAUCAGUUUUGUACAAAACUUAUUUUAGCACAUUUUGUUUUUAUUUAUUUAUUAAUACUCCGUUUACAUAUAGUUUUUCGCUGGACUGUUUUGGGGUCCCUGAUUUUUACUUUGAUUUAUAGACAGGCCUCGUCCUUGAGCAUUAGCUGAACUAUGGGCUUCUCAUUGAUAUGUACUGAUUUUAUGCUUUAUUACAACAAAUUAAAUAUGCAUA
This is a messenger RNA of Tripterygium wilfordii, 1152 nucleotides long. Its product is annotated as cell number regulator 6. Lineage: Eukaryota; Viridiplantae; Streptophyta; Magnoliopsida; Celastrales; Celastraceae. The transcript has 5 exons. The coding region runs from base 177 to 878 and encodes 233 amino acids. The record is from RefSeq and is a predicted model, not a curated record.